UCCGAGUUAUGUCCAGUGACACAAGCAGCCCUUGGAGAUAGAAGAUGCAUUCUUCACGUGAUAAAAAUCCAGACCCAUUCUACAAGCCACCCACAUCUACACAGAAGACAAGUGCUGAAAUUAUAAAUGAAGCCCGCCUUGCCCUGAGGAUCUUGAAAACGCAAAGACCGUUUACACCAAGAGAAGACCAAAGGAAACUAUUUGGACCCACAUCCUCAAGGACAACAGAGAGCAGGCCACCAUCCUCAUUUAGUCUUCACUCUUCCAGCUUUGAAUGUUCUGACUCGAGACCAGUAUCAAGUACACGGCUGAGCCCUCUACCACAUAAGCCGAAGUUGCCUUUACCCUCAACAAUUAAUGAUGAUUCUACAGUAUCAACUCCUACCCCCCCUUCACAUCCAACACUUGUUAGGAGGACCAACAUAACCCGUGCACGCUUGUUCAGAGCAGUGUCCCAUGGGAGCCUGAUGUCUGACACAGAAAUUCAUACAGAAGAGGGAAGAAAUCUGCAAGCUUCAGGUGACACAAGCCUUCCUUUGAAAGCUGAGUCAGGACACUUUGCCACUUCCUUGCCUCUUAACAACAAACAUCUACAAACCCACAAUGCGGAAAGUAAGCCACAGACACAAGGCACAGAUCCAGGGAUGCCACACACUCCCAGUAACAAGAAUGGACGUGUUUCUAGUGGGGGGAGGAGCACAUCAUCGCCGUGCGCCAGCAACACUGAGCCUGCCUUACUAGGAAAUAAAACAGUAGCUGAAGCAGAAGCUACAUUGUAUGAUGUGGAGACUGAAGAUGAAAUACUCUAUUGGAGAGAAAAGGUUUCUCCACUUCUGCAGGAUCUGGAGCUAGCACAGCAAGAGCGAAACGUUGACGACCUUUGCCACAUUUGUGCCAAACUUCACAAGGUCUUAGAAGGUGAAAAUAUGUUAGGUAAACGAUGCAAAAGAAGAGGACAGAUUUUGAAGGCAUUAUACAAGCUGGUAGAGAUCGGCUCAGAUAAACUUGGCCUCAGCCUAGCAAAAUUAAUUCUGGCGUUAAAAGUGAGUGGAAAAAACCUCCUCAACAUCUGCAAGCUCACAUUUAAGAUAAGCAGGACUGAAAAUAAUGACUGUCUCUUCCAAAACGAUACCAUCAUAGAUCAUUUGUUGUCGGUCCUGAAAAAUGAAGACAUCCAGGCCAAUGGCGAAGCUUUCCUGUAUUGCUUGGGAGCUAUCAAAUUCCUGUCUGGGAACCCAGUGCUUCUGAGGGAUUUACUCCAAAAACAAGCUGUUGAAAUAUUAGUAGAACUAAUGAAACAAAUUAUCCAUUUUAACAAACACCCAGAAACCAGUUCUUCUUUUGACAUAAGCCAUCUGCUUGUACAGCUCACUGCAACCUUAAGGAACCUGGCGGAUCUGUCAGAGUCGCGGCCCAAGUACCUCGCAAGCAAUGCACUUCCAAAUUUCUGUGUGCUGCUAGACCAUUACAUAAGUGAUAAGGACAUUUGCACCAAUGUUUCACGACUACUAAGUAAGCUUUCUUCUUACAAUGAAUGUUGCAUGGCGCUCGCAGAAUGCUCCAGCUGUUACCCUUCGUUCUUAUCUGUACUGAACAAACAUCCAAAAAAGCAGGACCUAGUUGUGCGCAUUUUGUUCACUCUUGGGAACCUGACAGCAAAAAACAAAAAAGCAUGUGAACAAUUUUAUAAACAGAAGAGAAGCAUCAAGACUCUGUUAGGUUUACUGCACUCUUACUGUGAGCAUGAUAUAAGUUUACAAAAGGCUAAAGCUAAUCAUCGGAAGGACGAUCCUGAUAAUCUGAAGAGACCUUCUGAUGUAGAAGAUGUCUUAAUCAAGCUGGUCAGGGUUCUGGCCAACCUAUCCAUUCAUCCUGUUGUAGGCACCGACCUGGCCGCCAAUGAGACCUGCGUCUCACUGUUAAUGAAAGUUCUUGAAUACAAGUCAAUUGAUGAAUGUGAGGAGCUAGUGAUCGAUACCGUUGUGGCAUUCAAUAAUUUAUCCUACUAUCAAGAUGUCAGAUCAGUUAUCACAGACAGAAGACUAGAUAUUUCACAGUUGCUUUUAAAAUUGCUACUAUGCAACAAUAUGGAUGCCAUCGUCGAAGUGGUACGAGUCUUUGGUAAUCUGUCCCGCCACCGGGAUGUACGUGACUUCAUAAUGGAGAAGAGUGUCUACAAAUUUGUGGUUAUACUCCUCGAUGCCAAGGACCAAGAUGUCUGCUUCUCUGCAUGUGGCGUUCUCAUUAACCUGACUGCAGACGGGAAUCAAAGAGCCUUGCUUAAAGAAGAAGGAGGGAUUAAAAAGCUGCUUGAUUGUCUGCGGGAUUUUGGAGGCUCAGACUGGCAGCUGGCUUCUUUGGUGUGCAAAGCCUUUUGGAAUUUCAGUGAAAAUCUAACAGAUGCAGAAUUGUGCUUUGGCAAGGAGCAGGCCAUUAUGCUUUUGGAGCUUUUGUCUUCGUUUCUAGAUGGACAAUUUGCUAUGGAUUAUAUAUCCAAUGGAGAUUUAAUGGAAUACCACAGAACAUGCUGGGAAAUGCACUUUAGACCAGUUGCUAUGCAGCUCUUAAGUAGGAUUCAGAGCCAUUAUUCUUAUUUGGAACCUUUGCCAGGACCUGUGUAGCUAUUUCACUGCCUUCACAUUGUGUAUAAAGAGCAAUUUUAGUGCAAAGUGGUCAUAGUGGCCGAUCAGUUACUUUAGUCGUUGCUCUACGUUGGCCACUUUGCAUCAACAUGUCUCUUUUUCCGUAACCACCUGAUGAAUCUCCAAGCCCAUGUGCGAGUUGGUACAUUACUGCAGUGAUCUCUUUUAUCUGUAUAGUAAGUUAUUGAUGAAUGUGGUUUCAACCUAUUCUGCACCAUGUCUCUUCAGAGUGAGUGUCAGAUUUGUUAAAACAGUUUUAUAAGUUUACUUAAUCUUUAUAUUUAAUAUAUUUUAAAAGCUAUGUAUAUUUCUAAAAAAUGAAGAUAGUAUAUAACUAUUCCAUGUGUAUGUAUUUUUCGACUAUUACAAUAAAAUUGUUUGCUUGCA
This is a messenger RNA of Spea bombifrons (plains spadefoot toad), 3029 nucleotides long. It is a transcript of the gene ARMC2, whose product is annotated as armadillo repeat containing 2. The coding region runs from base 45 to 2621 and encodes 858 amino acids. The transcript has 17 exons. Lineage: Eukaryota; Metazoa; Chordata; Amphibia; Anura; Pelobatidae. Gene Ontology annotation, biological process: cilium organization; sperm axoneme assembly. Gene Ontology annotation, molecular function: protein binding. The record is from RefSeq and is a predicted model, not a curated record.